Molecule: messenger RNA, 477 nt
Organism: Acanthoscelides obtectus
Lineage: Eukaryota; Metazoa; Arthropoda; Insecta; Coleoptera; Chrysomelidae
Source: the annotation of a GenBank genome assembly
CCAAUAAUGAUUAAUUCAUAUAACUUGCGCCAUCAUCAAAACAAGUAAAAGUCGAAAUUGCUAAAGCCCCUGUUACCAUAAGAAAUGCAUACAAUCAUUCAUAUCAUUUAUUAGUAAAUUCAGUAUGCGAAAAUGUUCUCGGUGUUACAAUGCGUUGUGUAUUUUGUGGGAGUUUCUAUUUGGCCAGGGGUUGAAGGAUACGUAGGCAAUUAUAACGAUGGUGAUCAACACGGAUUUGAAGCAAUUUGGUCCUGGAGUUACGUGAACUACACGUGGCCUACAACAAGCUCCUACUAUAAGGCUGUUGUGGAGAAUAGUAGAUCACCUGUAUAUUAUUUUAUGUAUUUCGAUGCGCUUAAGCCUGUCAUGACAGCAUACUCGCCGUUAACCCAGGGACUCGGUGCUGUUGCCCACCACGCCUUGGUUAUACAGGAACAAGCUCAAGGAACUCUCAAACGAUUUCUUUCUUACUCUUGA